AUUGACAGUUGAGACCUGGAAAUUGAUAGACGUUUCACAGUUAUUCCUCGAUUUCAACUUCAGAAAGGAAAAUGGAAAACAAUACUGAUUCUCCAUGUCACCUUUCAUUACAGACCAUCAACAAAUCGGCAAAGGUAAAUGUGACAGAAGACAUGAGGUUACCUGAAAGCAUCAGAAAAGCUCUAAGAACACGGACCUUAAAUGUAUGGGAGAUAAAGCCGGACCAGAUGUUGACUUACCUGGAACACAUGUUCUAUGAACUGGACUUAGUGACACAAUUCAAGAUGGAGCCCGAGAUCCUAAAAUAUUUCUUGCGCUGUGUACAGAAUAAUUACAGAGACAAUCCCUUCCACAACUUCCGGCACGGAUUCUGUGUUACUCAGAUGAUGUACUGCGUGAUAUGGGCAUGUGAGCUGCAGGGCUGCCUAACUGCUGCCGAUACUGUAAGUCUUAUGGUGGCCUCGCUGUGCCAUGACUUGGAUCACCCUGGUCUCAACAACGCAUAUCAGGUUAAUGCUUGCACAGAACUGGCUUCUCGAUUCCAGAAUAAAUCACCACUUGAAAACCAUCACUGGGCCGUCACAUCGCAGAUCCUGAGCCAACCGCAGUCCAAUAUCUUACUCCAUGCUGACACAGAAGACGUCCAGCAGAUAUUAAAGUCAAUUAAGGAUCUGAUUUUAGCAACUGACAUGUCCCAUCAUUCUGAAAUACUGCGAACAUUACAGCAAACAGAGAUCUUAAACCUAUCAAACGCAGAACACGUGACAAUGCUGAAGAAGAGUUUGAUCAAAUUCUGUGACAUUUCUAAUGAGGCUCGACCUGCAGAUCAGGCAGAUAUUUGGGCAGACGCGUUAUUUGAAGAGUACUUUAUUCAGAGUGACCGCGAGAAAGCUGAAGAUCUCCCUGUCACCCCAUACAUGGACCGAGAUAUUGUGUCAAAAGCCGAAUCCCAGAGCUCAUUCAUCAGCUUCCUGAUUAUUCCCUUGUGUCAGACACUCGGCAAGAUCUUACCACAGCUGAACACCCUGAUGAUGGAACCGUUAUCAGAAGCAAAGCAACGUUACCAAGAGCAAAUGGAGGCUCAGAAGGCGGCCUUAUGAUGUCACCGAGUCUGUUGUCCACACAAUGUGGUUACGGCCAUGAACAGUGGGGCCUGGAAAUCACCAUGGUGUUUGGAUUCUCUCUCAUUGAUUUGUAAAAUAUUAUUUUAAUAGUUUUGAAUGUAAGAAUAAAAGUGUGUCCUGUUUUAUUCCA
Messenger RNA from Pelobates fuscus (common spadefoot toad), 1254 nucleotides. RefSeq names its product high affinity cGMP-specific 3',5'-cyclic phosphodiesterase 9A-like. The transcript is spliced from 12 exons. Gene Ontology annotation, biological process: cGMP catabolic process; signal transduction. Bases 72 to 1100 code for a protein of 342 amino acids. Gene Ontology annotation, molecular function: 3',5'-cyclic-GMP phosphodiesterase activity. The record is from RefSeq and is a predicted model, not a curated record. Lineage: Eukaryota; Metazoa; Chordata; Amphibia; Anura; Pelobatidae.